CCCCCCCCGCCCCUUCCCCGCCCCCUCCUCCGCACUCCGCCGCGCAAAUGUCCCGCCCUCGGCCGGCGCGGCCGCCAUCGCGGCCACCGGCCACGCUGCCCACACCGCGGCUUCCUCCCCCGCCGGAUGCCCACCACUUUGUGGACAUCACAGAUCGCGCGCGGGUCCGAGUGACCUCCUGGCGACGAGGCCACGGCGCGGCCAACCUCACCGACGGUAGUCCGCACACCUUCUGGAGAUCGGAUGGCGGGAUCACGCCGGUGGUGGCCGGCGCCCGGCCGGCCGGGCACGGUGUUUUCCUGGAAUUCCCGCGGCCCUUCCGCCUGGCCGCCCUGGCGGUGUAUGUGGACGUUCCGGCGGACGAGUCCUACGCCCCGAGCCAGAUCGCCGUGCGCCUGGGCGGAUCGUACCGGGACCUGGUGACCAUCAGCAUCAUCGAUGUGCCGGACGCGCACCAAGGUUGGGUCGUGGCGCCGCUCUUCCAGAUCGAGGACUACCUCCCGAUCGGCCCGCGCUCCUGCCUGGUCCACUUGAUGGUGGUGAAGAACCACUUCGGCGGGCAUGACACGCACCUGCGGCAGGUGCGGGUUUUCUCGCUGGACGCCAUCACCCCGGGUGUGCAGGCGCUGGACGAGCUGCCAGGCGAGCAGCGCCUGGUGUCGACACGCCCCGGGCCGGGCGACGCCGGCCACCGGGCGGCCGGCACCGACGCCCCGGACGCAUGCUCGGAUGUCCCGUCAGCGGGGUCCUUCGAGCCGGCCCCGCCGAGCAGCGACCUGCGCUUCCUGGCCCGACUGGGCCGGCGGGGCAGCGGGGUGGGCCGGCCGCCGGCCGCGGGCGCGGGCGCGGGCGCGGGCGCCGCAGCCCCGGGGCCUGGCCCGGCCCCGCCGCCCGGGGCCCCCUGGCGAGCGGCCAUCAGCCUGACCGACAGCGCCCUGGCGCCGGUCCUGUCGGCCGGCAUUUCCUCUCACACGCUGGCUGCCACGACGGCGGCCUCCUUCUCGGCCGAGACGCCGAUGCUCCUGCGCAGUCUCGGGCCCGGGGAGUGGCGGGUGGCCGGGGGCCGGGCGGUCUUCCGGCCGCCGGCCGGUGGCCCGACUGCCGCCGGCGACUCGGCCACCCCGGCCCCGGUGGUGGUGCCCGGGGCGGCGGCCCAUCGGGCCGCCACAACGGCCGCCGCGCUCCGGGCCGCCGGUCAAGUCGCCGGUCCGGGCGCCGGCGCGGCCGGGGCCCCUGGCGGCCGUCCGGUGCCGGUGCCCCUGCCGGUGCCGGCUGCGGGGUCGACCUCGCGGCCGGCGGCGGGCGCGGCCCCCCGGCCGGCGCCGGUCACCGGGUCCCGGGCGCCGGGCCCCCGGCCGGCACCGGUCACCAGCUCGGCCACGGGCCCGGGGCCGGGGGCGGCCACGUCCGCUGCGGCGGCGGCCGCCACCGUCGCCGCCGCCGCCACGGCCGCCACGGCCGCCACGUCGCGCCCUGCGGCCGGGCCCCGGCGCACGGGAGCCACCGGGUCCUUCACACGGCUGGCGUCCUCCUCCGGGGGCCGGUCUGGCGGUGGCCGGGGGCCGCCGUCGUCGAGCACGCGGUCGGCCGGGCGCGUGGCAUCUUCCUCCGGGGCCCGGGGGGCGGGGCCGUCGUCGGGUGCCGGCCGGGCGGCAGCUCGGACCGUGGCCCGGCCAGCGCGGCCGGCGCGGUGCACACGGGGGGCGACGGCCGCCAUGGCGGCCGUCGGCGGCCGGUCCGCCGGACCCCCCGGCCCGGGGUCCGGCCUGCCGGGGUCCUCGUCGGCAGCGACGCUGGGCCCCGCUUCCGAGGGGAAUGUCGACGGGGUGGAGGAUGCCGGCGAGGCGUCCCACGGCCGGGCAUCGAUGUGGCUGCUGUCGGCUUCGACGCCGGUCAUCCGGCCGGUGAGGCCGCCGGCGGCCGGUCAGAGUGCCGCCGGGGCCGGGGCCCCGGGGGUGCCCGGGGCCGCGCCGGCCGCUGCUCGCCCGCCGGCCAUCCGGCCGCCCCGUUCGGUCCGGCCCCUGACCCGGGGCAUCCCCGGGGUCACCCUGCCGCUGGUCAUCCCGGCGGAGGCGGCCAUGGCGGUGCCGGCGGCCAUGGCGGUGCCGGCGGCCAUGGCGGUGCCGGCGGCCGCGUCCGGUGCGCCGGCCACCCCCGGCCCGGGCCCCCGGGCGCCGGCCACCCCGGGCCCGGUGACCCCGGGCCCGGUGGCCGCCGGCCCGUCCACGCCGAUGCCCCGGCCCCCGGGGCCGGCUGCCGGGGCGGGUGCGCUCCCCCCCCCGGCCCCCUUCCAGCCCUUCCAGGCGCCGUAUCCGGUGAUGGUGGGCGCCGGGGGCCCGGCGGCCGGCGGCCCGAUGUCCACCCCCGGGCCCGCUGUCGGUGGCCUGCUCGCCGGCCCCCCGGCGGUCGACCGGGCACUGGAAGACGCCGGCCCGCGAGCCGGGACCCCGGGGUCCGGGCGCGCCGGUCGGUGGUCCACCCCCGGCGGGCCGCUUUCCUCGGCGGCCGCAAGUGUCCGGGCCGCGGCCGCGGCCACCACGGCCCGCUGGUCCGAUGCCCUGGAUGUCGACUAUACGGAUCCCGACUCGGAGUACCUGCCACCGGCGAGCGAGGACCCCCGGGGGCCGGCCUCCUCGACCGGGCGCCGGGCCAGCACCCGGCGGACCCCCCGCCGCGCGGGCCUCGAAGACCCGGGGCUCUACCUGGACCCGGACAUGGUGCUGCUCCCGAGCGACGGGACCCACGCGACGGGCUUCUUCCGGUGA
This is a messenger RNA of Fonticula alba, 2765 nucleotides long. RefSeq lists its product as hypothetical. The record is from RefSeq and is a predicted model, not a curated record. The coding region runs from base 48 to 2765 and encodes 905 amino acids. Gene Ontology annotation, biological process: anaphase-promoting complex-dependent catabolic process; protein K11-linked ubiquitination. Gene Ontology annotation, cellular component: anaphase-promoting complex. Lineage: Eukaryota; Rotosphaerida; Fonticulaceae. The transcript is spliced from 3 exons.